UCUAUGCACUAUUAAAUUUACGUGCAGUAUCAAAUUUUUUUUCGCUCGCCUCAAAUAGUUUAAUAUCAAAUGCAUAAUCAACUGUGUCAAAGCUUAAACUUUGAACACACUUUAAUGUUCUCAAAAUAUUCAAACCAUUUUCUGAUUGACGAAAACUAGUUAACAAAUUACUUUAUUUUGUGACGAGAUGGCGGCAAGGGAUGACAAAAGCUACCGGUGUCGAUUAUGCAAGAAAAUGUUCGUGAAUCCGCGCAUGUUACCCUGUGGUCACUCGUUCUGCGGUCCUUCGGGAAAACAAGGUUCUUCUAAUCCGACCGACUGUCUGGGCGAAUAUCUGAAAACGCGCAGAGAGAGGGGAUCCAUGGUGUGUCCGAGAGGUGACUGCAGUUCUGCCAUUUCUGAGCCACAGUGUACGAGCACUGACUUUCCCUUCAACUACCCCCUCUACGCUCUGGUUGAACAAAGAAAGGCGGAACUUCGAAGUGAUGGAAGUGAAGAGGAGUGUUUGGAUAACAACUGCCUAAACAAGUGCUCAAAACACGACCUGCUGAAGAACUACUACUGUGUGAAGGACAAAGAAGCCAUCUGCAACAAGUGCCGAAUGAGCAGUGAUCACAGUGGUCACGCUGACAGCGAAACCAUCAUCACGAUUGAAGAAGCACGAGAGCGUCAA
Molecule: messenger RNA, 673 nt
Organism: Symsagittifera roscoffensis
Lineage: Eukaryota; Metazoa; Xenacoelomorpha; Acoela; Convolutidae
Product: tripartite motif-containing protein 59-like
Biological process (GO): protein monoubiquitination
Molecular function (GO): zinc ion binding; ubiquitin protein ligase activity
Source: RefSeq, a predicted model, not a curated record